Oryza brachyantha (malo sina) is the source of this 1326-nucleotide messenger RNA. RefSeq names its product probable aquaporin TIP4-1. Gene Ontology annotation, molecular function: water channel activity. The record is from RefSeq and is a predicted model, not a curated record. Gene Ontology annotation, cellular component: membrane. Lineage: Eukaryota; Viridiplantae; Streptophyta; Magnoliopsida; Poales; Poaceae. The coding region runs from base 255 to 1010 and encodes 251 amino acids. The transcript is spliced from 3 exons. Gene Ontology annotation, biological process: water transport; transmembrane transport.
UGAGCAAAAGCAGCAGGUCGAUCAGGUCUCUUUACUCGAGAAGCCCCACCCCGGCUAAAAAAGAAACCAAUUUUCUGCACUUUUUCCUGCGCUUUUUAUCCUCUCGAAUUGACGAAGCAAUCUCUGCAUUUUUUUUUUUACUUCAUUCUUGUGAAUCCUGGUCGCGAAAAAGGCGAGAGCUUUGAAUCGAUCUGCGGAUAUCCUGGUCGCGGAAAGGUGGGAGCUUUGGAUCGAUCCGGCGGGCGGCGGCGGCCAUGGCGAAGCAGGUGGAUUCGUGCGACCAUGGGGAAGUCGCUGACGCCGGCUGCGUCCGCGCCGUGCUGGCUGAGCUGGUUCUCACCUUCGUCUUCGUCUUCACCGCCGUCGCCGCCACCAUGGCCGCAGGGGCGCCGGAGGUGGCGGGGGCGGCGCUGCCGAUGCCGGCGCUGGCCGGGGUGGCGAUCGCGACGGCGCUGGCGGCGGGGGUGCUGGUGACGGCGGGGUUCCACGUCUCCGGCGGCCACCUGAACCCGGCGGUGACGGUGGCGCUGCUGGCGCGCGGCCACAUCACGGCGUUCAGGUCGGUGCUGUACAUCGCCGCGCAGCUGCUGGCGUCCUCGCUCGCCUGCAUCCUCCUCCGCUACAUCACCGGCGGCAUGGCGACCCCGGUGCAUGCUCUGGGCUCAGGGAUAGGGCCCAUCCAGGGCCUGGUCAUGGAGAUCAUUCUAACCUUCUCACUCCUCUUCGUCGUCUACGCGACCAUCCUUGACCCGCGGAGCGCGGUACCGGGCUUUGGCCCGCUGCUCACGGGCCUCAUUGUCGGUGCCAACACUAUUGCUGGGGGCAAUUUCUCCGGCGCGUCCAUGAACCCGGCCCGCUCAUUCGGGCCUGCACUGGCCAUGGGGGUCUGGACUCAGCACUGGGUCUACUGGCUUGGGCCGCUGAUCGGCGGGCCUCUUGCUGGGCUGGUCUAUGAGACAUUGUUCAUGGUCAAGAGGACAUAUGAGCCUCUGCUAGAUAACUCGUUUUAGUAGUAUGGCCCCUCAGAUGGCCCCAUAUAUACAGAAUGCAUAUAUUGCCAGGUAAAAAAGCUGCUUGUGCAGCUUGUAGGGUUCAUAAGGUUGUAUAAUUAUUUUAUUUUUUUCAUUUUGCCCUCGAGGAUUUUUAUUAAGGUUGAUAAUCAACCUUGUAAAAAGAUUGUUUGGGAUAUGGAAUUUUUUUCCAUUAGUUAAAAUGUACUAUAGUAAGGUAGUAGGUCUGUUGUAAAUCAGUGAAUGUAAUGUGGUCUGUUUUGUUUGAAAUUGGAAGAUCUCAAUUUUUGACUUGCGUUCUUCCAAGUCACAAAAA